Molecule: messenger RNA, 2522 nt
Organism: Ciona intestinalis (vase tunicate)
Lineage: Eukaryota; Metazoa; Chordata; Ascidiacea; Phlebobranchia; Cionidae
Product: potassium channel subfamily K member 2-like
Biological process (GO): potassium ion transmembrane transport; stabilization of membrane potential
Cellular component (GO): plasma membrane
Molecular function (GO): outward rectifier potassium channel activity; potassium ion leak channel activity
Source: RefSeq, a predicted model, not a curated record
UGGGUGAUCUUUAAGACUGUCGUUUCGUUGAUAUAUGUAUAGACCUCUUAACCGUUUAUUUAUACUUGCAACAACCACAUGCGUUCCUUUCGAAUUAGCUGUAAAUUGCGGAGAAAAAAUAAAUUAUUGUCGGAUCAAGAGAAAAAAAGAUAUAAUUAAUCUCCCACAACAGUGACUGAUGUGUGCCUUAGGCUGCUAUAUGUACCCGUAAAUGUCAAGCAUAGAGUGUGCUUAUCCGUGUCUUAUUUAACAAAGCGUAACGCUGAAUCGCUUCAGUGCACUGUGCAGGUGAUUUGUUAAGGUAACUUGUUACGAUCAGGCAAGUUUUAGAAUCGUUUUAGGGUGCAUGUUGUCUGACUUUUUACACAUAGUACGUUUAUUUUUUCAGUUUAGUAAAAACCAACGUUGAGGAAAUAAUAUGUCUGCCGACGACACCACAAGUCCAACAGAUGUUCUAAAACCUGCUGACGUACCAGCAGAAAAAGAAUGUGUUAAUAAGAAAAAAAAGUUUGUUCCAACUUUCAAAGGCAACGUGAAAGUGCUGGUUGCUUUGGUUUUCUACGUCCUACUUAACAUACUUGCAGCUUACCUAUUUGUUUUAAUUGAGAAACACCCUGACAACAAUUAUACGGAUGAGUGGUUUAUAUUUAACUUGGAAAAAAAGUUUCUAUCCAGUCACAACAACUGCCUUUCAACAGAGGAUCGUCGUUUUCUUCUUAAGGAAGUGGUCGUGGCAUAUAAAGCGCAUCUUGUUAAUAACAGCCAUUCACAUCCGGACUGGUCACUUAACAACGCAUUACUUCUUAGUUUCUCCAUAGCAAGCACCAUUGGGUAUGGGACGGUUGUACCAAACACACCUGGUGGUAAAGUUUUCUCUCUGACACUCGCCUUCAUAUUCAUUCCUUUUACUGGUUUGUUAGCUGCAAAGAUGGGAGCGAUAUUGGCAUAUUACGUAAAAAAGAGUUGUCGAAGCAUUUUUGGUUCCAGUCCCCGCACCAAAUACAUUGGCGUUUUGGUUACUUUCCUGCUUGGGUUAAUAUUAUACGUCGUAAUGCCCACAAUGUUGCUCCGAUUUGUAGGAAAUGAAGAAAACUGGGAUUUUCUGGACUGUUUAUAUUGCGUCAUAAUUACUUUAACCACGAUAGGCUUCGGGGAUUACGUUCCAGAUCCUAGUUCUCAUGGUGGAAUAUUCACCACGAUGACCGUGAUCAUCUGGGUGGUUGCUGGGUUGGCUUGGUUUGCGACAAUUAUUAAUCUUAUUGGGAAUGUCUUGUCCAAGAGAGCAAAAGAAAUCGAGAGAAAAGUUUCCAAACCUUCAAACCUCAAACUAGCUUGGAGCACGUUUAGAACAAAAUCGCCAACAGCAUCAACAAAACAUACGGACAAUUGACUGUUGUUUUGUGAGGAAAUUUCAGGAAUUAAAGUUGCUAUCAUCACGGGUAAAUUUAUAUUUUUUGUUUUCUUCGAAUACACUUAUAUUUUGAUGUACUAAGUUUAAUACCACCACGAGACAAGUUCCAGCCAACAUAAAAUUAUUCUAAUAUUGUUUAGCCAACAUAAAUCUAUUCUAGUAUUUAAAUCACGGAUAGGCCUAUAGUGGGAAGGGGUAAGAUGAGAUACUUGAGCACAUACUGCCAAAAAUUUAUAAUACCAUAAUAUAUUACGGUAUUUGAUUGCUACCAUUAAUUUGUAACAUUAUACCUUUAUUAAUUAAUAACUCUUUAGACCAAUGUUAUUUUGUUAUUCUAAUAAAGAAUACAAUUUUAUUGAUUCGCAAUAGCGGGGUAAAAAGGGACAGUGGCGAGUUAAGAAAGGACAGUUCAAAAUCCAUGUUGAUCUUCAUUUAUAGCAAUUUUACAGGAAUAUACGCAAAUAAAACAAAAUAAUAUUGUACUCUUUGAAAAUCAAGUUUAAACAUUAUUUGUCUUGCUCCUACUGCUAUAUUUUUUUACAACUUACCCACCGUAAGUUAUAUUGUAUGAAGAAUUGAUAUUGUUCAACCGAUAAUGGAUAUUGUUAGAACUCGAAUUAUUAAAUAUUGAACAGACGCGUUUAAACUUUUAUUAACACAAAUAAAGUUAAAACAAAGUUUUCAUUUUCUUGCCACAAGUUUGGUAUUGCUUUACUGUAUUUCGCAUAAGCCACUUCCGUAAUCUUACAUAUGAACUAUGUCCCUGUCCAUUUUUCUCAUUCAGAUUUUCAAACUGUAUGAACAGCCUAUUUUAUUAAACGACUUUAUUGAUAAUUUUAACUACAAAAUUUCAGCAGUUUUGUUAUACAUGCAAGCAUAAAACCGUUUCCUCACGACUUCCAUAUACCGCUGUUAAUUGUUUAAAAUAAUUGUUAAGUUCCGGAUAUUUAGAUAUGUGCUAAAGGUGUCCCAUACUUCCCAACACGUCUAUAUACUUUUUCAGCGAAUGAAAAAGUUUUGUAUUUGUUCAACACCGAGUUUAAAUUCCCAGAGUCCCAAACUUUCCUCACCCAACUAUAAUCACAAAAUUUGUAUUACAAAUCUUUGUUUG